AUGUCCAGACUGGAGACGAAGCCGCUGUUGCCAUUGGGCAAUGACCACUCGCUCCACAAUGGCGAGUCGUAUGCUCGACGCCUGCUUUCGAUACCGCGCGAGGUCAUCCCGCUGUCUCUAUUCGCGUUCGGGGGACCUCCGGCUCACCUUGCGCUCGCCCAUGACCGAUUCGUGUAUAAACAGAAGUGGCUGACGGACGAGAGGUUCUUGGAGGUGUUGUCCAUCGCCUCGGCCAUUCCAGGCCCGUCGUCGACGAUGACAAUUGCCGCUAUGGGGCUGUUCCGUGCUGGGCCACUGGGCGGGCUGAUCGCGCUGUUCUUCUGGGUUCUACCGGGAUGGAUUAUCCUGACAAUUGCUGGCUUCGGUGCCAAAUCAUAUCUUCAAGAGGGUCUUCCCGUGUGGAUGAUUGGGUUGGCACCUGCUGCUGUGUCGAUCGUCGUGAUCGCGGCGGUACGACUAUGGCAAAAAGCGUGCGAAGAUGACACAGCGAAGAACUUUGUGGCGUCAGUGUCUGCCUGUGUGAUUCUAGCUACACAAGGCAUGUCGUCUCUGAUCUUCCCCGCAGUUAUGGCUGCCGGCGGUCUUGUCAUAUUGUUCUCGACAAUGUGCGGGUACUCUCAUCCUCCACUCUCUAACGAUCGAGCUCUCUCCAGCCACCUUGAAAGGCAAAUUGGGAUUCACCCGGUUGCAGGCGUCCUGAUUGUGCUCUCGUGGUUGGUAGUUCUGGUGCUACUCGCACACUACCAUCCACAGAACGCCGGUGAGCACUCAGUGCUAUCACUUUUCUACACUUUCUAUUGGAUCGGAUCCAUUAUUUUCGGAGGGGGACAAGUGAUGCUCCCGAUGCUGCUGGACAACGUUGUGAUGGCUGGGUGGGUCUCCAAGGAGCAGUUCUUGAUCGGUCUCGCGCUCGUGCAAUCUCUACCGGGACCACUAUUCAACAUAUCGGCGUAUCUUGGCGCGCUCAUCUACGGCGUCCCUGGAGCGUUCAUUUCCAGUGUCGGUCUGUUCGGACCUGGCAUAAUUCUCUUCUUUGGAUUACUCCCACUCUGGGAACGCGUGCGCCGCAACAAAAGCCUGCAGAUUUUCCUGUCUGGCGUCAAUGCGUCCGCUACAGGACUCAUUGUUGCUUCCUUCUUUUUGCUGUGGGACAAAGCGGUGCACACUAACGCAAGCGCCGCGAUCGGGCUGGCGACGGCGUUGAUGGUUGGCGUGUUUCGCGUUCCUACAUCGAUGGCUAUUAUCAUUGGAGCCAUCUUGGGCUUCUUGCUCUCUUCAGAGGUCUUUAAUCUCGGCCAGAAAGAUUUCUGCAGCUGA
Molecule: messenger RNA, 1317 nt
Organism: Phytophthora infestans T30-4
Lineage: Eukaryota; Oomycota; Peronosporomycetes; Peronosporales; Peronosporaceae
Product: Chromate Ion Transporter (CHR) Family
Exons: 5
Coding region: 1-1317 (438 amino acids)
Biological process (GO): chromate transport
Molecular function (GO): chromate transmembrane transporter activity
Source: RefSeq, a predicted model, not a curated record